CACAAUAGCCUUGUCUCCUGCGAGUGCCUACACUGCGCAAAGGUCGACCCUGCUGUGCUGAUGAUGCCCAGAUAGCACCCGUAUAAGUAGCGGUACUCUGGGGAUGCUCGGCACCAGUCUCGCAUUGAGACUGCUCAGAGGAAGACUCCUGUCACGAUGAAGUUGUUGGCAUUGAUGUUGGUGGGCCUGGUUGGUGUGGCUGUUGCCGAGAUCAACAACCACCACCCCCUGUCCGCCGCUGCCAUUCACCACAUCAACUCCCAGAAGCCAACAUGGACGGCUGGCCACAACUUCCCCACCGACACGAAGAUGGAGAACGUGCGCCGGCUGAUGGGCGCGAGGCGCGACCCCCUCCGCGUCCGCCUUCCCCUCAGGGAGGACGUCGAGGUCGAUGAGGUGGAGUGGUGGCCCUGGAGCCUCCCCAAGCACUUCGACGCCCGCAAGGAGUGGCCGAAAUGCCCCACCAUCGGCGAGAUCCGUGACCAGGGCUCCUGCGGAUCCUGCUGGGCACAUGGCGCUGUCGAGGCCAUGUCCGACCGUAUUUGCAUCGCAUCCAAGGGCAAGAAGAACGUGCACGUCUCCGUCGAGGAUUUGCUCACCUGCUGCUCUGCGUGCGGCGACGGCUGCAACGGUGGUUACCUGGAACCCGCCUGGAACUACUGGGUGGAAACCGGCCUCGUUUCCGGCGGAAACUACAACUCCAACGAGGGCUGCCGCCCUUACUCCAUCGCUGCCUGCGAGCACCACGUCAACGGCUCCCGCCCGGCCUGCGGUGGCGAGGAGGGCGACACCCCCGCCUGCACCAAGCAGUGCGAGGCCUCUUACAACAAGGACUACAACAGCGACCGCGUCUUCGCCAAGUCAGCCUACUCCGUGAGUAACGACGAGAAGGCCAUCAUGAAGGAGAUCAAGAAGCACGGACCCGUGGAGGCUGCCUUCGACGUUUACGAAGACUUCCUUAACUACAAGUCUGGCGUGUACAACUACGUCGCUGGCGAUUACGCGGGCGGCCACGCCGUGCGCAUCCUCGGCUGGGGCGAGGACAACGGCGUCAAGUACUGGCUCAUCGCCAACUCGUGGAACACCGACUGGGGCGAAAACGGCUUCUUCAGGUACAUCCGCGGUACCAACUUGGGCGGCAUGGAGGACGACGUCGUCGCUGGUCUGCCGAAGCUGUAAACAGCGCCUACUUCCAAUAAUAAAGGGAGCUGAGUGAUGGAGA
Messenger RNA from Thrips palmi, 1222 nucleotides. Its product is annotated as cathepsin B-like. Gene Ontology annotation, biological process: regulation of catalytic activity. Gene Ontology annotation, molecular function: cysteine-type endopeptidase activity. Gene Ontology annotation, cellular component: lysosome. The transcript is spliced from 7 exons. Bases 157 to 1179 code for a protein of 340 amino acids. Lineage: Eukaryota; Metazoa; Arthropoda; Insecta; Thysanoptera; Thripidae. The record is from RefSeq and is a predicted model, not a curated record.